Molecule: messenger RNA, 5076 nt
Organism: Tachysurus vachellii
Lineage: Eukaryota; Metazoa; Chordata; Actinopteri; Siluriformes; Bagridae
Gene: clcn1a
Product: chloride channel, voltage-sensitive 1a
Exons: 23
Coding region: 53-3022 (989 amino acids)
Biological process (GO): chloride transport; transmembrane transport
Cellular component (GO): membrane
Molecular function (GO): voltage-gated chloride channel activity
Source: RefSeq, a predicted model, not a curated record
GGAAUGCUGAGACAGACGCACGGUUUAUUUUUGGGUCAGUGACAGUGUGUCAAUGGCCGCAGAUGCAUCGCAAAGGAAGGCUCUGAGUUACCAACAGACCCUGCUGUAUGGGGUGUACAGUGAACACCCUGGAGGGUCCUGUCAACGAGAGGCUGGUCACCUGCUGACAGAGAAACAGGUAAAGAAAAACCAUCAUCAUCAUCACCAUCAUCAUGGACACCAUCGGCAGAGUCACAAACACUGUAGCCGACACCACGGGGAACCAGAUGCAGGAGAUGAUGGCAAAGAAUCGGAAAAUAGGCACACAUCUUCCGUGAAGAAAGACCCCUCCUGCUCCAAGUAUAAAGACUGUGUGGCUCGUGUACAGGAGUUUCUAGUAACUAAAUUGGGAGAAGACUGGAUCUUUCUAGUGCUCCUGGGCCUCUCCAUGGCGUUAGUCAGUUGGACCAUGGACUACGCCAGUGCCAAGAGCCUCCAAGCUUACAAGUGGAUGUAUGGAAAGCUGAGAAGAAAUAUCCCGCUGCAGUACUUGGUUUGGGUCACCUAUCCAAUGGCGCUCAUCAUGUUUGCCUCCUUCUUCUGCAACCUGGUUGCUCCACAGGCCAUCGGUUCUGGUAUCCCUGAGAUGAAAACUAUCCUUAGAGGAGUUGUGUUGAAAGAGUAUCUUACAUUUAAAGCAUUUGCAGCAAAAGCAGUUGGACUUACUGCUGCACUAGGAAGCGGAAUGCCAGUAGGCAAAGAGGGUCCUUUUGUACACAUAGCCAGCAUUUGUGCCGCUGUGCUGAACAGGAUUAUGGCCUUUUUCUUUGGGGUCUAUCGGAGCCCAUAUUGCUACACAGAUAUUCUCACCGUCGGUUGUGCUGUGGGGGUAGGCUGCUGUUUUGGCACCCCACUUGGAGGAGUGUUGUUCAGCAUCGAGGUUACAUCAACGUUCUUUGCAGUGAGGAACUAUUGGAGGGGAUACUUUGCUGCCACAUUUAGUGCCUUCAUAUUCAGGGUGCUUUCAGUGUUCAAUAAAGAUGCAGUCACCAUCACUGCUCUGUUCCGCACCAAGUUUCGCAUGGACUUCCCCUUUGACCUGCAGGAGCUGCCAGCAUUCGCCAUCAUUGGCAUUUUCUGUGGCUUUCUUGGAGCUUUCUUCGUCUACUUGAACCGGCAGGUUGUCCUGUUCAUGAGAAGACCCAACGCCCUUACACGGUUUCUUACCAAACACCGUCUAAUUUUUCCAGCUGUUGUUACAUUUGUGAUCGCGACGCUGACAUUCCCUCCAGGUUUUGGACAGUUCAUGGCAGGAGAGCUAAUGCCCAGAGAAGCUAUAAACUCUCUGUUUGAUAACUUCACAUGGACUAAAAUAAAGAGUGCUUCUGUUCCACCUGGUCUGGGACGAUCUUCUGCCUGGCUUCAUCCGGAUGUCAGUGUAUUUAUCAUACUGAUUCUCUUCUUUAUCAUGAAGUUGUGGAUGUCAGCUGUGUCAACGACAAUGCCCAUCCCCUCUGGAGCAUUCAUGCCUGUGUUUGUACUUGGUGCAGCAUUUGGUCGUUUAGUCGGAGAAAUCAUGGCCACUUUAUUUCCUCAUGGCAUCCUGUUUGAUGGCAUCCUCUACCGGAUCAUUCCUGGAGGGUAUGCUGUCAUUGGUGCAGCAGCAAUGACUGGGGCUGUCACUCAUACAGUCUCUACUGCUGUGAUUUGUUUUGAGUUGACUGGUCAGAUCUCUCACAUUUUGCCCAUGAUGGUAGCAGUUAUCCUGGCCAACAUGGUUGCACAAGGACUACAACCCUCACUCUAUGACUCCAUCAUCCAGGUCAAGAAAUUGCCCUACCUCCCAGAGCUAGGCUUCGGUCAUAUCAGUCAAUAUAACAUCUUUGUUGAAGACAUCAUGGUGAGAAAAGUGAAAUAUCUGUGUUCACAGUCCACAUACAGAGAAGUGGUACAUUUACUAAACUCCACAUCCCUCAAAAACUUCCCUCUGGUGGACUCAAAAGAAUCUAUGAUCCUCUUGGGAAGCAUUGAGCGCUCUGAGCUUCUUGCCCUUUGUGACUGGUGGCUAUCAGCAGAGCGACGGAUUCUGAUACAAAAAGAGGGUUUGCACGGUCGAGGCUUAUGUGCCAGCUGGGAAUCCAUUGCCUUUGUAGAUGAAGAAGGAGAAGAGAGUGGUGGUGAAAAGAGUGCACCAAUGCUGGAAGAAAGGAACGGCCCUUUAACUUCACCCAAACAGCCAGAGCCAACCAUCACUCCUCCUGGUAAAGGUCCUCUCCAGUCUUUCAGGAGAACUUUACACAACCUUUUCUCAUCCUCUUCAGAAAGACAGGCAGACGAGCCUGAGGCAGAGGUGCACACCCAUGAGCCAACUCCUCCACCCCUCACUGAUACAAUGACACCUGAAGAGGUUAAAGCAUGGGAGGAAUCAGAGAUGGAUAAGACAUUGGAAAUUGAGAGGGUGAAGAUAGACCCAUCUCCUUUUCAACUGGUGGAGAGAACAUCGCUACACAAGACUCAUACAUUGUUCUCCUUAUUGGGCCUCAGUCAUGCCUAUGUAACCAGCAUAGGCAAGUUAGUGGGAGUUGUAGCACUAAAAGAGCUUCAGAAAGCCAUCGAAGGCUCAACGAGGAGCGGUGUCCGCUUGCGCCCCCCUCUAGCCAGUUUCCGUGACACCAUUCGUAAGUACUCUAAGCCAUCCCAGACUCCCUCAGCCCCAACAUCCCCGAUGUCCACCUCCGACCCUGAUUCCUACCAUCCUUCAUCCCAAGAGGUCCCUUCAGUUCCCCUGGCCCCUGUCCAACAGCAGGAGGAGGCGGAAGUGUGGAUUGAAGGAGUAACACGAGAGAUAGUAGUAAACAGCAGUAGCUCUACAACAGAAAGCAGAAGCCCUCAGACAAAAGGAAGUAUCAGUGAGGCAGGAAGUCCCAAUGGCAGCCCAUCUCAAUCUUCUUCCUCUCAUCCCGCUAUAUUGCUCUCAUCCCUAAGACCUGUCCCUGAGGAGAAAAGAGAUUCUGAUCAUGAAAGCGAUGAUGAACCCCUUUAAGCUCUGUGUUUAUAAUGUUAAUUUUCCCCCUAUUUUAUUUUUAUAUAACGUUUUUGUGUUUUUUAUGUUCUGUCAAGUGUGAUAUUGUAUAUGGAUUUUAGCUAGUCAUAAUCCUAUGUGUCUGUGAAAGACUGCUAAAAGAUGAUUUGCUUAAGCAGUUAAGCUAAAUAAUUGGUUAGGAAAUGUUGAUCGUAGGUUUUUCAUGUUUUUAUGUCAUAUGAUUUCAUAUUCACAUUUGAAGGGCCCUAUAAAUUGAAUCAAUUUAAUAUCAUUUGUUUAAAAAAGAAACACAAAAGUAUUUGGUUAAUCAGGACAUCUCACCCUCUGGCUGGUUUUUGGACAGUCUCAGGACACCAUCCUAACAUCAUCCAUAACCAUGAAGCCAGCUCAGGCAUCCUUUGCCCCAUCUUUGGGUUUUCAUAAGUAUUCUGCUGCAUUAGACUUAUCCUAUAAGUGGUAAAUUGCAGGUUAUCAUUUCCAACAUUGGUGCAAAUGAACUGGAAAAAAACCUGGAUGCCUCUGUUUUGUUAGCAACAAGCUAGCUAGUAUACUGUGAUGAUCGACGUAUAUUUACCUCCUCAAACAUCUACCUGUACAAUGUUAGACAUUUGACAAGUGAAUAUAUCUGUAUGUUGAUUGAUCUCGAGCUACUUGUUUAGAAAAAGAUUAGAAUUGCUAUUCUGUAUGCUUUGGAUGCUUUGUGCAGUUUGACCUCAAUCCAUAAACUGGGAAGGAACCUGUAGUUCCCCAAAUCGAUGAGUAGGAAUUUCAUGUCUCAUGGGAGUUUUCUAAGGCUGUUCCUUUUCCUGACUCUAGGUUGAAAAUUGCAAGUUGUAACCUCAAAUCAGUAUUAAUUCUAGCUCUGCUUGCUGCCCCUUAACAGAUCUUUGUUGUACUUCAGCUAGGUAACUUUAAAUUUUGUGUGGUUCAUUUUUCAGUUUUGAAACAUUAUCUUAAACCUGCAGUGUGCUUAAUUACUUCAGCUGCAGACCAUGAAUUUUACAUAAACAUUACACUUUAUGGCCAAGAGUAUGUUCUACACCUGACCAUAACACGCAUAUGUGGUUUUCCUCAAACUGUUGCAACAAACGUAAAAGCAUGCAACUGUUUAUAGACAUGUUUUUAUUUUCUGAAGCAUUACUCGAGGCUCGAACCCUGUUCCAUCAUGACAAUGCUCCGGUACACAAAGGACAGAGCUCCAUGUAGACAUGGUGUGUGAAGGUUGGAGUGAAGAACUCGAGUGUCCUGCACUGAGCCCUGACUCUGACUCAACACCACUGAACACCUUUGUGAUGAACUGGAACACAGACUGAACCCCAGACCUCCUCACUCUUACAUCAUCAGUGUCUGAUCUCACUGAUGAUCUUGUAGCUGAAUGAACGCAAAUCCACACAGUCACAAUACAACAGCUAAAGGAAAGGCUUCCUAGGAGAGUGCAUUAUAACGGCACAGAGAGAAUAAACCUGGAAUGAGAUUCAAGAAGCACAUGUGAGUGUGAGGGUCAGGUGUCCAUUAAAUUAUCAUGUAAUUCACACCCAGUGGCUUUGAGUCAUUUAGUUCAUAAAUCUGCACAGAAAAAAAUCAACCCAGAACUAUUCAACCCUAUCACAAGCAUGGACUUUAUUUGGAUGCUUUCCUGUGCACAUAUUAAGCUGUCCAGAUUAACUGUUCACAAUUUUCCCUCCGAACCCUCAUCUCACAUCCCGAUUUCUCUUAUCUCAGGUUGCUCUAAUGUCUUUAAACUCAUAAUUCUUGGUAUACAUGGUCAGUUGGAGAACAUCACAAGCACUUAGUUUUUAUUUUACAAUCCUGAUAUACAUUCUAUCUUUAUUUAUUUCUCUCGUGCUCAUUCAGUCUGAGUAGAACUUGUAUAUUGUUUAAUAUUAGGUAUGCAGGAUUAGUAUUAGGAAAGGUUUUGAAGGUUUAUUUUCAAUCCAAGAAAUCAUAUGGAUUAUUAGAAUGUGAUGUAACGGAUUCCCAUUCCAAUGAAUUAUGUAUACGGUGAACGCUUGUAGGGGGAACUAAGAAUUAUGCAAUAAAUCAUGACAACUAUA